GAGCGUGGGGAGUCGCGUGGCGGAGAGGCUGGGGUGGGAGUUCUACGACGCUGAUGACUUCCACUCGUUGGAGAAUAAAGCCAAGAUGGCAGCAGGCACUCCCCUGUGCGACGCCGACCGCCUGCCGUGGCUGCUCUCCCUGCACGCGCUGCUCUGCCCCUCGCACCCGCUCCCUCUCCCUCGCCCCUCUCCACACUGGGGCUCCCAGACACAUGCUCCCCCACAGCACACCUGUCAAGCCCCUGCUGAUUCAUUCGCGCC
Closterium sp. Yama58-4 is the source of this 261-nucleotide messenger RNA. The record is from the annotation of a GenBank genome assembly. NCBI's taxonomy places the organism in Eukaryota, Viridiplantae, Streptophyta, Zygnematophyceae, Desmidiales, Closteriaceae.